Molecule: messenger RNA, 859 nt
Organism: Sinocyclocheilus grahami
Lineage: Eukaryota; Metazoa; Chordata; Actinopteri; Cypriniformes; Cyprinidae
Product: lysozyme g
Exons: 5
Coding region: 72-632 (186 amino acids)
Biological process (GO): defense response to Gram-positive bacterium; peptidoglycan catabolic process
Cellular component (GO): extracellular region
Molecular function (GO): lysozyme activity
Source: RefSeq, a predicted model, not a curated record
AGGUCUGAUUUAGUGAAAAGGUUCAUCAGACUCAGUGAUUUGCUCUUUCACAGCAGUUCUACAUCAACAUCAUGGCAUACAUUUAUGGAGACGUCAUGAAAAUAGACACCACCGGUGCAUCAGAGGCGACAGCAAAACAGGACAAAUUAACCAUAAAGGGGGUUGAAGCCUCUAAAAAACUGGCUGAGCACGAUCUGGCCCGGGUGGAGAAAUACAAGAGUAUGAUCACUAAAGUUGGCAAAGCAAAGAAGAUGGAUCCGGCUGUGAUUGCUGCCAUUAUAUCUAGAGAGUCCAGAGCUGGAGCCGCCCUGAAGAAUGGAUGGGAACCCAAAGGCAAUGGCUUUGGCCUUAUGCAGGUUGACAAAGGCUCCCACACUCCGGUUGGUGCAUGGGACAGUGAGCAGCAUGUCACACAAGCUACAGAGAUACUCAUUGGCUUCAUUAAAGAAAUUAAAGUCAAUUUUCCCAAGUGGACACAAGAGCAAUGCUUUAAAGGGGGAAUAGCAGCCUAUAACAAAGGUGUGAGUAGAGUCACUUCAUAUGAGAAUAUCGAUGCCAAACCCACCACUGGACUAGACUACUCCAAUGAUGUUGUUGCCAGAGCCCAGUGGUUCAGAAGCAAGGGUUACUGAAGAACAGCUGUUGCUGAGCUGUUAAACUCUUGUGAAAUAUAUACAAUGUAUCAACUUGACUGAAUUACUCCUCAUUAUUGAAGUUACUGUAUUUGUGUCACUUAAACAUAGCUUCUGAGUAAUACAAUCCCUUUUAAUAUCUUUGUUUUCUGGAUUCAGUAAGUAAUCCAAUAACUAAGAGCUAAAUUACAUGUCACUGCAUAUGAUAUGAUGAAAGAAACUUUUUU